UGCUAUGAUGAUGGCCAUUCAUUGAGUUCCUAUAGAGCAUAGAGAAAUGGCAAUAUGGCAAUAGAGCUGCGUUUUCUUCGCCAGUUAGCCACAAAAUGCUCGCGACCACGGUGGAUCGUCGCCUUUAUCUUUUCAUUUUUGCUCCUUACGUUUUACCAAUUCCUACCUUCAAUAUUACCCACAGGAUUGUCCCCAUAUCAGCAACUAAAUGAAACCAGCUUUGGGCAGCGGGGGCUACUGGCUCAGGCGUUAUACCAGCAACUACGUCAAGCGGAAGGUUCACCGUUGCAGAUGACACAGAGGAAACAUAAGGCUGCGGAAAAAUUAGCAAAGCAUCUUUUUCCCUUCAUCCAGAGUCCAGAUGGCUCUUCUCGUGAUGAUGACACACCCUUGUGGUCACUUCGGUCAACUUUUAGUUUGCAUUCGAAAGGUAUUGUUAUUCCGGCUGGCAAGAAGAACUUGGUGUUUGCCCGCCAAUCAAUCCUAGCCCUUCGAGAUGUUCUCAACGUCACCUUACCUAUUGCUGUCGCCUAUGCCGGAGAUGAAGAUCUUUCGCCCGACCAACAGAAUUCACUUCUGGGUUUGCGACCGAAUGUAGAAAUGCUUGACGUCCUCACUGUGCUGUCAGACGAGUAUAUGAACUUAGGAUCUGGAUCCUGGUCAGUCAAGCCCUUUGCGGCGCUGGCUAGCCGCUUUGAGCAGGUGAUUCUCAUUGAUGCCGAUAUUGUAUUUGUGCAGUCCCCUGAGAUCCUUUUUGACGACCUGGGGUUUCAAGAGACUGGUGCACUGUUCUUCUAUGACCGGCAGUUCGAAAGGGAGCCGGGUAAUCGGCGACAGAGAUUCCUUGAACAGGAAACAAAAGAUAUAGAUCUUUUAGAGUCCUGCUGCCAGAAUAUCUUGAAAAACGGAUAUACGGAAGAGCAAGACUCUGGCGUCGUUGUGCUGGACAAGAGAAGGCUGCAGGUCCUUAUCGGGCUGAUGCAUACCUGCUGGCAGAACUCCUCGCCUGUCCGUGACAAGGUCACAUACGAUAUAUUCUAUGGCGACAAGGAGACUUUCUGGAUGGGAAUGGCCUUGACUCAGACGCCGUACACUUUUUAUAAGAAUUCAGCUGGCAUAGUAGGUGAACUCCGGGAGAGAGAGGGCAAGAUGCAUAUUUGUGGGAAUACCAUCUCGCAUUAUUCCGAUGCAGACCACAGGCUCAUAUGGUACAAUGGUAGUUUACUACGAAACAAGUACAUAAGCCUCUACAUAUACAUGGUCCCUCAGUAUCAGAUUCUUGGUGGGCAGUGCCACUGGAUGGGAAAUGCUGAAGGAGAUUUGAAAAGGUGCUGUUCGGAUGCAGAGAUACUCGCAUUGACUGAUUCGGAGCGUAGUGUUCUGGAGAAAAGCGUCGAGAUAGCCAAGAAUCUAGAUGGCCACAAAUGACAUGUGGAUGUUGUUGUUCAACAAUAAUAACAAAUAGUAUUAAUAAGGUGUUGGUGCAAGAUGAGGCCAUCUUGUUUGCGUCCGUGUUUGUGUCAGCACACUAUCGUGAGAUUCUGAAUACGAACAUAACCGCUCUUGAAGGUCACCAGGUUCGAAUAUUCUACUUUUGCUGUUAGGUGAUUUACGUUUUUAACUUU
Messenger RNA from Talaromyces proteolyticus, 1625 nucleotides. Its product is annotated as mannosyltransferase putative-domain-containing protein. NCBI's taxonomy places the organism in Eukaryota, Fungi, Ascomycota, Eurotiomycetes, Eurotiales, Trichocomaceae. The transcript has a single exon. Gene Ontology annotation, biological process: protein O-linked glycosylation. The coding region runs from base 55 to 1428 and encodes 457 amino acids. Gene Ontology annotation, cellular component: Golgi apparatus. Gene Ontology annotation, molecular function: alpha-1,3-mannosyltransferase activity. The record is from RefSeq and is a predicted model, not a curated record.